Molecule: messenger RNA, 1658 nt
Organism: Ruditapes philippinarum (Manila clam)
Lineage: Eukaryota; Metazoa; Mollusca; Bivalvia; Venerida; Veneridae
Product: adhesion G protein-coupled receptor B3-like
Exons: 7
Coding region: 28-1455 (475 amino acids)
Molecular function (GO): protein binding
Source: RefSeq, a predicted model, not a curated record
UGUGGAACUACAACUCUGCCUCCAACUAUGCCAAGUCACGUGACAAGCCACAUGAUAGGAAAUAUGACUACCACAGGACCUCUAACAAUUAGAACCACAACCACAAUGAACACUUCAAUACCAUCGAUGUCAUCAACGACACCAUCAGCAACAUUUGUGAAUUCAACAAAAACAGUUACAUCACACUCUUCUAAUACAACAAGUGCACUCUCAAAUGUUAUAAAUAGUACAACAACAACUCCUCCAAAGGACAUUAACAAGACAGGAAUCCCACCAGUCGUCGGACGUCGAGAUUGGUUGUACUCGGAGAAGUUAAACAUGUACGAUGAGAAUGACGUAAAUCUAGGCUGCUGCACAACUGAUACCUGUAACAAGCAUCUUUUAGAAACCACAGCUAUACCGAUAGUAACACCAACUUUACCGGAGAAUGGUUGUUAUGACGAACAGGGCAAACAAGAAUGCGAACACUUUAACAAGCUAUUUAAUGUUUGUGAUAACAUUCAAAAAGCGAAGAAGGUCUGCAAGAAAACAUGCAAUUUAUGCGAACUUGUUGAUGGAAAUUGGUCUGAAUGGAGUAAUUGGACAAGUUGCGAUGUUACGUGCGGAAAUGGAACACGCAUGCGCGAUCGAACAUGUGAUAACCCAGAGCCAAAAGCAGGUGGAGAUAAUUGCACGGGGGAUGGUAUGGAGACAGAAGCGUGCACUGAAAGAAAUUGUCCAAUCGAUGGUAACUGGGCAGCCUGGGCGUCUUGGUCCGAUUGUAGCGUCACAUGUGGAAUCGGACUUCAAAAACGUAUUCGAAACUGUUCACAACCAUUUCCAGAGGCCGACGGUUUGUUUUGUCUUGGGGCGUCCAGUGACGAAAAGAUUUGUAUGAAAGAGGCAUGUAAUGAUACUUGGUUAGACUGGUCGUCAUGGAGUGUAUGUAGCGUGACUUGUGGAACUGGUAUGAAGACGAGGAGGAGACAGUGUAACAGCGCGAUGCGCUUGUGCUUUGGCGACGUACAUGAUUCAGCACUGUGUGAAGUUAAAGAUUGUCAAGGUCCGAUCUCAGCCUUCCUCACCAACGGAGUAGCAGUAGAUGGACCUGAAAAUGAUACCAUUUACUUUACAACUGUAAUAACAAAUGUUGGCGAUGAUUACAAUUCGUCUACCGGACAAUUUACCUGCCGGAUACCGGGAAUUUAUUCCUUCCACGUCAGUAUUGAAAAACAGCUGGACGUCAAUCAGGCGUAUUGUCACUUGAUGAAGAACGGUAACACGACAAUUUUCGUUGGGUCAAGGGCGGCGUUUAUACACGGUGACCAAUACCAGCAAGCUAGUAACACAGCUGUCCUUGAACUUAGUGUUGGUGAUUCUAUAUACCUCGGGAUGUGUUCCGAACCAAAAACGUUCACGGAGAAAUCAACUUUUAGUGGAACCCUUAUAGUAGCCGAGGAGGACAGCAAUAUCUAAUGACGUCAUGAAUUUGUUGUGUAUUUCCGGUGAAUAGAUAUUUUAUGAUAAGUGUUUUAUCACAGACUUGUGAUUUGAGAUAUUACAUCAUAUACACUUAACAAAUCCUAUAAGUGUGCACAUGUGUAAAUGGUCUCAUAUUUGUAUCAAUAUUGGCCCAAUCAUAUGUUGAAAUUUUCAAUAAAUAUAGUUGUGUAACAUCA